GGUGCGCAUGCGUGCAUAUGCGCAUAUAACUCUUGCGUCAUCAGCAAUAACCAUUCUGGAUUGCUGAAAAUGAAGGCAAUUACCCUGCUGGCUAUUCUCUCCAUUGUGGGGAGCUGUUAUGCUGCUCUGCCUAUUUUUACUUGCAAAUCAACAAAUAAUCUUAAGGUUAAUGAAAUCAGUCUCUCUAACUCAACCUGGACAUGUGAGAAAUACCCUUGUGUUGUCUACAAAGGACUAAAUGUUAGCAUUACUAUUUCAUUUGAAAAUGUUGGUGCUACUGACAUCACUACACUAACAAAUGACGUGUACAUAAUUUUUGGACUUCCAAUCCCAUAUCCUAAAUUUCCACCUGAAAUAAAGAAUGUAUGCUCUCUGGGAGACAGCUCAUCAUCUUGCCCCAUCAAGAAGGGAGACAAAUUCACUGAGAAAGUUAUUGUACCUAUCUUAGAUACAGCAAUCUCAGCGAUACGAGUUGUGGUAAAAUGGCAGCUCGUGAAUGGAAGCAGCGUAGAAGGCUGCUUUGAAGUCCAACUAGAAAUUAUGUAGUAAAAAGCCAAAGCUAGAAAAUUAAGUUGAAUGAUCAUGAACAAGAGUUGUUGCUUGGUUCCUUUCUUAUUAUUUUGUUGAAAUUAUCAUUUACAAAUGACAUUGAUUAGGAAAA
Molecule: messenger RNA, 661 nt
Organism: Halichondria panicea
Lineage: Eukaryota; Metazoa; Porifera; Demospongiae; Suberitida; Halichondriidae
Exons: 4
Coding region: 70-546 (158 amino acids)
Source: RefSeq, a predicted model, not a curated record